Molecule: messenger RNA, 3051 nt
Organism: Bufo bufo (common toad)
Lineage: Eukaryota; Metazoa; Chordata; Amphibia; Anura; Bufonidae
Product: zinc finger protein OZF-like
Exons: 8
Coding region: 216-2141 (641 amino acids)
Biological process (GO): regulation of DNA-templated transcription
Source: RefSeq, a predicted model, not a curated record
UCAAAUCAUUCCAUAUGAUGAUCAGAUAGAUGGAAAUAAGCUUUUAAAUCUGGGUAAAGAUCUGAACAAUAUUAAGGCUGAAGAUACAUAUGUGAGGGGUGAUGAGCAGAUCAUAGAGGACAUUCCCACAGAUAACCACCCAGGUUCCUACAAUAUAGGAUCCGCUCAGCGUAUAUCUUCUAUAUAAGAUCAUUCUCCUGAUUGGCCCAUCAAGGAUGGAUAGGGAUGGGGACAAGAUGGCAGAGAGUAUAAUAAAUCUCACCCUAGAGAUCCUCCUCCGGCUUACUGGAAAGGAAUACACAGUAAUGAAGAAGACCUCUAGUGAGCAUUGUCAGGCCCCGGUACCUGAAGGACGGGGAGGAAUCCUGAGCCUAAUAUCCAGGCCGACACCUCCCGUCCCGAUACAUGAGAAAGUAAACAGAGAGAUGAUCCUAGAGCUCACCAACAAGAUCAUUGAGCUUCUGACUGGAGAGGUUCCUAUAAGGUGUCAGGAUGUCGCCGUCUAUUUCUCAAUGGAGGAGUCUGAGUAUUUAGAAGAAUACAAAGAUCUGUACAAGAACGUCAUGAUGGAGGAUCACCAGCCACCAAUUAAAGAAGAGAGAACAACUCCCAGUCCUCUUCUUCUACAAGAUGAGAGAUGUCCUAUUCCUCUUCUUCUACAGGAUGGUUCAGAAGAACAUCAAAGCAUUCCAUAUGAUGAUCAGAUAGAUGGAAAUAAGCUUUUAAAUCUGGAUAAAGAUCUGACCAAUAUUAAGGCUGAAGAUACAUAUGUGAGGGGUGAUGAGCAGAUCAUAGAGGACAUUCCCACCGAUAACCACCCAGAUUAUUGUACCAGGAGCUCAGAGGAACAUCUUAUAUCUUCAGAUUUUAAAACAGAUGUUUGUUUUGUCACAGAAGAUAAACCGGAAGAGCAUGCCAUUGUCUCAGAUGUAUUCUCAGCAUUUCACAGCAAAGAUCUAUCAUCUGAUCCUUUGGAUGAAUUCAGAUAUCCUGAUUCAUUACAGACUGUUAAGCUAAAUAAAAGUCACAGAAGAAGCGUUCAGCGUCAAAGAACUCACACAGGGGAGAAGGCUUUUUCAUGCUCAGAAUGUGGUAAAUGUUUUAACCGCAAAUCAAUUCUUGUUAUGCAUCAGAGAAUUCACACAGGGGAGAAGCCAUUUUCAUGCUCAGAAUGUGAAAAACGUUUUAUAUGUAAAUCAGAUCUUGUUAAACAUCAGAGAACUCACACAGGGGAGAAGCCAUUUUCAUGUUCACAAUGUGGGAAAAGUUUUAGCCGUAAAUCACAUGUUGUUAUGCAUCAGAGAACUCACACAGGGGAGAAGCCAUUUUCAUGCUCAGAAUGUGGUAAAUGUUUUAAAACUAAGUCACAUGUUGUUAUGCAUAAGGAAGUUCAUAAAGAGGAGAAGCCAUUUUCAUGCUCAGAAUGUGGAAAAUAUUUUAAACGUAAAUCACAUUUUGUUAGGCAUCAGAAAUUUCACAAAGGGGAGAAGCCAUUUUCAUGUUCAGAAUGUGGGAAAGGUUUUAACCAGAAAUCGGAUCUCAUUAUUCAUCAACGAAUCCACACAGGUGAGAAGCCAUUCUUGUGUUCUGAAUGUGGGAAAUCUUUCACACAGAAAGCAGAUCUUGGUAGACAUCAGAUAAUUCACACAGGGGUGAGGGCAUUUUCAUGUUCAGAAUGUGAAAAAAGUUUUAGCUAUAAAUCGGAUCUUGUUAAACAUCAGAGAAUUCACACAGGGGAGAAACCAUUUUCAUGUUCAGUCUGUGAGAAAACUUUUAGCCGUAAAUCACAUCUUGUUAUGCAUGAGAUAAUUCACAUAGGGGAGAAACCAUUUUCAUGCUUAGAAUGUGGGAGAUGUUUUAAACGCAAAUCAUAUCUCGUUAAGCAUGAGAAAUUUCACAAACGGGAGAAGCCGUUUUUAUGCUCAGAAUGUGGGAAAUGUUUUAACCUGAAAUCGGAUCUUGUUAAACAUCAAAAAAUCCACACAGGGGAGAAGCCGUUUUCAUGUUCAGAAUGUGAAAAACGUUUUCAAUAUAAAUCAUAUCUUGUUAGACAUGAGAGAAUUCACACAGGAAAACUCAAUUGUCAUGUUCAGGAUGUCAGCUCUAAUUGCACUGAGAAUGUCCCUUUACUACUUGAUUGACAGCCAGCCAGGCAAGGUGAGUACGCAGGAAUCUGGCCCUGUCAAUCACAGAGGAGAGGGAAGGGCUGACAAGAGAAGCAAGAAUGCACAGAGUGUUUAGGCCCCUCCCUCAGUGCACUUAACUAGUAAUGUGCUUAGUACUUAAGUACUUAUGCAGAAUGAAGCAAUGGAUUGUUAAGUGAAAGGUAUCAUUACAUUCAGCUGAGAUAGCUCUACAAGGCAGUAUGUCUGGUUUACCAGUGACUUUCCUGGUGACAGGCUACAUAAAAAAAAAAAAAUCAUGCUUGUGGUAGUAGCUUCGGGAGGCAAGAGAUCUUUAUCUCCAGAGUGCCAACUGAAGAAGAGUUUAUCGUAUGUGUGAACGAGGUAAUCAGGUUAGAGAAGGGAGUAUAUCAUAAAAGAGGAGCAGAUAAAAAUUUUCACUCUAUUUGCGGCCCCUGGCUAAUGACACCAGGGUUACCAUCAAGGCGACUGUUGCAUGUCCGGAUUGGAGGGGGCAAUACUUAAGAAGGUUAGGCCAAAAUCGUGCUGUUCUAGGGGGUCUGCGGGAUACAUGUUUGCCCGUGGUAUUUACCUGUCUACUAAGAUAGGCGAGAUCUGUAGUCUAGGUGCGAUGCUGUUCAGGGGAGGGUGGUUAUGGUUUUUUUUGCCCUGAAAUUGUUAGUUAUAAUCUAUUGUCAAUAUACCCGAAUUGGGUCUUUGUACAAAGCUUUACAAGAUUAUAUGUGUUACUUGUGUAUUUAUAAAAAAAAAAAAUCAAUAAAAAGAUCUUUAUCUGACACUACAUUUGGAGGUGGUCAGGCACUUUGGGGGUCAUUUAUGAAGCUGAAAUACGCCUAUGUACAGAACUGCCGUGCACUUUGUAAAUGGUACAGUGACAGGCCCAUACUACUUGAAUAACCUCAUUAAU